GAUUGAUCAAGGUAUAUCUUUUUUCUCUUUUCCAUCUGGGUUUGUUCUAGUUUUGCUUUUCUCUCUGUUUCCCUUUUUGGGUACUUUGUUUUAAUAAGUUUUUCUGGGUUGUUGGACGUGUUUUCUGAAUCCGGUUUCAAUAGUUUUCUUCUCCUUUUUCGUGUUUGUCAACUUUGUUUUUUUUUUUUUAUUUAUUUAUUUCUAAGGUACUUUUAAUCAAAGUUUUUUUAUAAAGGCACUUCUUCUUUUCGAGUUCUCCCCCUCCCCUUUUCUUAUUUUGCCUCUACUUUUUUCUGUUUCCAUGUCUUUUGAUGAUUCCGGCUGUGGGUUCAGCUUGAAUUUUGGCUUUGACUGGUAACAAUACCACAAACCACCCCCAUUCUGUUCCUUUCCCCACAACUCUCCUUUUCUAUUCUUCUAUCUGUUUUAGUUGGCUUUUAAUGUUCUCAUUUCAGUCCUAUUCUUGCUUUUUUCUUCGUUGUUGAAGCUUAAUUACUGGUUUUGAUCUUAGAAGAGUUUUGAUUUUAUUUACAGGAGUUCUGGAAAAGGAGAAGAGGUUGCAGAAAGGGGUUUAUCGCUGGUUUGUAAUUUUACUUUUUCCUAUUAUUUCUUGAGUGUUAUUUGAGGAUGGGAGAUCAUUUUGUGCUGCUGGUCGAUCGGUUGCUCACUGAAUCCACACUGGAAGCUGCAAUUGAGAGCAGAAACGGAUCUUUACAAGCCACAGCAUCAGCAGUUGAAGCAAUGGCAACCCAAUUCUCUCCCAGUAAGAUGGAUAUCAGUCAGGUGUCAUCUCCUAGAAAAUUGGUGGAGUGCAGAAUUUGCCAGGAUGAGGAUGUAGAUUCAAACAUGGAGACACCUUGCUCUUGCUGUGGCAGCUUGAAGUAUGCUCACCGUCGAUGCAUCCAAAGAUGGUGUAACGAGAAGGGUGACACCAUGUGCGAAAUAUGCCACCAGCAAUUCAAGCCAGGUUACACAGCACCACCUCAACUGUUCCGCUAUGGAGGUAUACCUAUGAAUUUCAGGGGAAAUUGGGAGAUUUCCAGAAGGGACCUGCACAAUCCUCGAUUUAUAACAAUGGUAGCAACAGAUCGCAGUUUCCUGAGUCCUGACUAUGAUGAAUAUUCAGUUUCCACUUCAAGAAGCCUGAUUUGCUGCCGCACAGUGGCUAUUAUUUUCAUGGUUCUUCUGGUUCUAAGACAUGCUCUUCCAGUCAUAGUAAGUGGGACAGGAGAGUACUCGUUCACAUUGCUCAUGAUGUUGCUUUUGAGAACUGCUGGAAUUCUUCUUCCAAUCUAUAUAAUGUUGAGAGCGGUGAUUGCCAUUCAGCGUCGUCGCCAACAACUGGAGAUUCCCACCUUGUCCACUGCAUCUGAAGGAGAAAAUGAGCAGUCACAAUUGCAGUCUCAGUCACAUCUUAUUCGUAUGCACUGAACUGCUCCACUGCUGACACUUGAAACAAUCUGAUGAUGGCUGAUGAAGAACGACAUUUGAUGACCUUCAGCCAUUGCAUUGUGAUAAAAGGAACCUGCUAAUCAUUAGUUGGCUUCAUUAAUUCUGUGAAGGGGGCAGCAUCUGUCAUCAUCUGUAAUUAAUAUCAGAUGAGAAGGAAAAACUAGAGCUUAGAAUGAAGAUGGUCGAAGCAGCCAAAUACUGCAAAAUUGUGCUUUGUCUUACCUUGACUACAAAAAGGGAAAAAAAUCAUCCUCCAUCCUCUUCGAGACUAAGUGAAUGAGCAAUCCAUGUGUUCAUUUGUAAUGCAGUUAGCAUUUUAGUUGCAUGCAGUGUUAGUUCAAACAUCUGGAAAUUACUGUAUAGCCAGGAAUUGUAUAUAUAAAGUUUUCAAAUGAAAAUAUUAAAUACAAUCAAAGAUGAAAGCAUAGUUCCGUACAUGCUCUUUAAUUA
Nelumbo nucifera (sacred lotus) is the source of this 1902-nucleotide messenger RNA. RefSeq lists its product as uncharacterized. The record is from RefSeq and is a predicted model, not a curated record. NCBI's taxonomy places the organism in Eukaryota, Viridiplantae, Streptophyta, Magnoliopsida, Proteales, Nelumbonaceae. Gene Ontology annotation, biological process: protein ubiquitination. Gene Ontology annotation, molecular function: zinc ion binding; ubiquitin-protein transferase activity. Gene Ontology annotation, cellular component: membrane.